AAUCGAAACUCGGUAACUGACAACGAAAGGAAGCUGCAUGGUCGCCGAUAGGGCCUUAAACGUAAUAGUUUGGUUCAUUUGUAUUAGAUAUUUAUCAGAAUACGUACAUUUCAAACGCUUUUAGUUGACAUUUGGCCGCCAUGUUGUUGUAGUUUAGUAUCGAUGAGUAACAGCAGGAAGUUGGGCAGGGAACGUCUACCAGGUGGAUUGUCUGUUUUUGGAUAUUUUAUUCAGGUUGUCGCGUUACCUUUAGUAAGAUUUAGUCGAGUUAAAUCGAUUCUACACCUGCGGUGAGUGAGUCGGUGUCACGCUGAAACAUGGACUCGGACUCAGAGGUGGAAAGACUCUUUACAAAUGAGGAUGAGGUGGAGGAUGAGGAUGAGGAGAGGAAAAAGUUCAAGAGGCCUCCCUCCAGCUAUGGUUCAAUGAAGAGCGACAGUGAAAGCAUGGAGGACGAAGAGGAGGAGGAGGAGGACGAGGAGAAGAAGGGGGAGGAGGAAGAGGAAACAGAUGAUGUGGUUGUAGAACUACCUGAACCGCCUGCUCAUGACGAGACAGGGGUGCAGAUGAAUCGUCCCGACUCUCCAGAGACCCUCUACACCAUGACCACGCAGCAAACCAAACCUCCAGGAGCUGUUGUUAUUGACACCAGGUCGUCUGAUCUGGGGGAUUUCUCAGAAGAUAAUGAUGACGAGGAGGACGAUGAUGAAGUUUUGAUAACUAAUUCCCCGGAACCACCUGAGCCCAUUGAACCAGACGAUACUAUAGAGACUGAUGACAGCAGCCAGCCAGGCAGACUGCACCCAGAGCAGGACAUGCCUCAUGUAUUCAGGAGUAUGCAGAGUAUUCUGACAGGCCUCAGCAAAGAGGACCUAUUGACCUUUAAGAUGACGUUUCACCAAUGGGAAAAACGCAUGACAAUAUCGGAUACAAUGACGGGAGACAUACUUGACUUUGUGGACAAAAGUCUGGAGAUUCUUGGCCAAGAACGUGCGCUGACGCAUACAAUAAAUACUCUGGAAACUACUGGCAAAACAGAAGAGGCAGAGAAACUAAAGAAACAGUGCCAGAGAGUGUUGCUCCGUCAUAUUCUGAGGCAACAAUUAAGCAGAAAACAUCACGUAAUCCACGAAGGAAUCGCUCAAGCCGGAAAGCAGCAUUUGCUAGAGACCGUCUACGUGGAGCCGCUGAUUGCCAUGUGUAGUAACGGAGGAGUUGACCAGUCCCACGAGUUCAGACCCCCGCCUUCGAUGCCUCUCCAGGUUCCCAGCACUGUCACCCACGUUGGUGUGAACGAUCUGUUCCGACAACAGAAAGAUGACGGCACGCCGGUGAGAAGGGUGCUGACCACUGGUAUUCCAGGAAUUGGCAUGUCUGUCUGUGUGGCGAAGUUUUCACUGGACUGGGCAGAACAUCGGGCCAAUAUGGACAUACAGUUUGUCAUCAAACUUUCAUUCCAAGCUAUGUGGAAUCUGCGAAACAGAGACAAUCCUCCUUGUAAGAAGAUGUCCAUUAUGGAAGCCAUAGGGUUUUACUAUCCAGACUUAAGAGGCAUGCCUUUCCUGGACGAAGACAGCUGUAAAUAUCUCGUCAUAAUGGACUCGUUUGAUCGCUACCGAGCUCCUCUGGACUGGGAGAAUGCUCCAGUCAUAAAUGACAAUCACACCCAAGCACAUCCUGAUGUCCUGAUUGUAAACAUCUUCCGAGGCACUGUGCUUCGUGGUGCCCGUGUCUGGAUCCUGGGGAGGCCUGCAGCCGUCUCACAAAUACCGUCUCAGUUCAUAGACCUCUACACAGAAAUACAGGGCUAUAGUGAGGAGUUGAAGGACCAAUUCAUGACCAAACGCUUUGUCAGUGCAGAGCUGGCUGCAAAGAUUAUGGCACAUUACAAACGCCUACCGACACUGAAGAUCCUUACUCGCCAACCCUUUUUCUGCUGGAUGGCAGCCAAAGUGUUCGAGCGACGCUUCCGUUAUCAGGGCUACGGAACGGAACCUCCCAGACUGACACCGUUCUACGUCAACAUUUUUGUGAUCCAGAUGAAUCGCAGGCUGGAGUCCUAUCAUGAAAAAAUUCAAAUUCAUCUGAAAUGGCCCGCCGAAGACAAGGACAUGCUGACGAACAUGGGAAAGAUGGCCUUUGUGAUGUUGGAGAAGAACACCAGUGUGUUCUAUGAGGAGGAUUUGAAGGAGCAUGGCCUGUCGUUGUACGAUGUGGUGGUCUGCACUGGCUUUUGCACAGAACUCCGCACUACUGCCGCAGAUGGGAAAAGGACGUUCUGCUUUUUUCACUUCACGUUUCAGGAGUUCAUGGCUGCUCUGUAUGUCUUCAAAAUGUUUCACAUGGAGUCUAAGAACAUUUUGGACACUGGGUCGAGAAUGUCCAAGAUCUUCUCAUCCAAAUGGUCGAGCAAAUCAGCAGCAGGCCUGGUCCACAAUGCUAUAGUGCGAACCUUUAACGCCCCACUGGGCCACUAUGACAUGUUCCUGCGCUUUCUGUGCGGCCUGCUUAACCCAGACUGCCACGAAGAGCUCCUCGGUGGGGUCCUUUGGCCCGUCAGGACCCCAAAGGUGGCUGGGCUGGAUGAGGUGCAGCGGCUGCUGGAGCAGACCAUCCAGAAAGCUCCUGCAGACCGGGUGGAAAACCUGAAGGAGUGCCUUAGAGAGAUGAUCCAGGAAGAUCAAUGAGGUGGGGUCGGAUCACUACAUGAAAACAACUGUCACUACGUAUGGAUACGAUGGAUAUAAAAUGAAUAGUGCCUUCGAGUUUCUGUGUCAUCACAGAAUUCACCAGGAAUCCAGAUGUAAUGUCCAAAGUAAUGUCCAAAUCACUAGCUAAAUUUCAAACAUUAGACCAUUGCUUGAUCUUAUGAUGACAUUAAAGAGGUAGUAAAGUUACUGCAGCAUCAGACAAAAUAUAUUGCUCGCCGAUGCAUUCUGGUACAGUAGACUUUAUGCAAUAUGACAGUGUGUUACCAAUGAAAAUGCUUUCUCACAUUUGAAUUUUCUUCAUUUAGAUGCCAUUUUUUGUGUUAAUCUGUGUCCUUUUCUUGCCCUCAGCUCAAUACAUAGGAGUGGGGACAGAAGUAACUGCAUUAAAGAAGUUUAAAAGUGUGAGAAAUAUAUACUAAGCAUGAAUCAAAAGUUAUAACUAUGGUAUUCAUUGUUCCCACUGUAUACCAGGCUUGUUCCUAAUUAUACAUAAACAUAAAUACCCUACAUGUCAACAAAAAAUAGUACAAACUAUAAGAUGAUCCAAUUUUCAAUCAUUUAACAGUCAGUGAUAUUACUAAUGUGUCGAUACAGCACUUGGGUAAUGAUAUUUGGAGGAAAGAGAAGGCCACAAUAAGAGAGCUCACUUUGUAAUUUUUUUAAUACUUAUUUUUUUUUAAGGGUGUGCAAGUGUAAAUUUACAGUUUAAAAUGGCAUCUAAAUGAAGAGUAAUAGUGUGUGUGAAUAGUUACUGUUGGCUUUAAAUCAUUUUGUAUAUUUA
Stegastes partitus (bicolor damselfish) is the source of this 3492-nucleotide messenger RNA. RefSeq names its product NLR family, CARD domain containing 3-like (gene nlrc3l). The record is from RefSeq and is a predicted model, not a curated record. NCBI's taxonomy places the organism in Eukaryota, Metazoa, Chordata, Actinopteri, Pomacentridae. The coding region runs from base 318 to 2687 and encodes 789 amino acids. The transcript has 12 exons.